Molecule: messenger RNA, 5355 nt
Organism: Daldinia caldariorum
Lineage: Eukaryota; Fungi; Ascomycota; Sordariomycetes; Xylariales; Hypoxylaceae
Product: nucleic acid-binding protein
Exons: 3
Coding region: 1-5355 (1784 amino acids)
Biological process (GO): rRNA processing
Cellular component (GO): nucleolus; small-subunit processome
Molecular function (GO): RNA binding; protein binding
Source: RefSeq, a predicted model, not a curated record
AUGAGCUCACUUAAGAGAAAAGAUGCCCCUGGGGCGGCAUCAAUUGCAAAAACUACGAAAGCGCAUAGCGACUCGAGGCCGUCGAAACGAUCCAAGCCCGACAAGACAGUUGAUAAUAAAAAUGAUGCGAAGUCGAGCUCAAGUUCGAAACCCGCCAGCACUUCUACAGUCUCGCGCUUAAAAGAAGACGAACCUCUUUUCCCCCGUGGGGGUGGUAGCGUCCUCACUCCCCUUGAGCACAAGCAAAUCUCCAUACAGGCGAAGCAAGAUGUUCUAUUCGAGCAAGCGUCCGGGCAGAACACGGGCAAGUCAGACCGCGUUUCCAAGAAAAGGAAGGUCAAGACCUCGAAGAAUGGAAAAUCCGGAAAUUCUGACCAAGAUGAAGAGAGUACAAAAGUCGAAAGUCUCAACUACAAGCGACUGGUGAAAGGCUCCCUAGUUCUCGGCCAGGUAGCUGAAAUAACCCCUUUAGAACUUGUUCUAGCUCUCCCGAACAAUCUCUCUGGCCAUGUACCAAUUACUGCUAUCUCCGACAUCUUGAAUGAGAAGAUAGCUGCGGAGGCGGCUAAGGAAGAAGAGGAGGACGAGACUGAAGAGGAUGGUCUUGACCUGCAGGCUAUCUUCAAGAUUGGCCAGUAUCUUCGAGCUUAUGUUACGUCAACCAUCGAGGAGACGACAGCAGCUUCCGCUAAACCUAGGAGGCGCAUUGAACUCUCAUUACAACCAGCUCUCGCAAACACGGGCUUAUCCGGUCAGGAUGUCAUUACCAAUUCUACCGUCAUGGCAACGGUCAUUAGCGCCGAGGACCACGGUUUCGUCAUGGAACUUGGGAUCGCUGAUUCAGAUCUACGGGGAUUCUUGCCUCGGAAAGAAUUGUCAGAAGAGAUAACAGAUUCUCAACUGCAGCCUGGGGGUGCUGUCCUAUGUCUCGUGACGGGGAAAAGUCCCAACGGUAAAGUUGCUCAGUUAACUACUCUUCCAAGCAAGAUUGGGAAAGUUCAAAACUAUGCGUCAGAAGCGACUACCAUCAACACAUUCUUACCAGGAUCCGCGGUAGAAUUCAUGGUUACCGAUAUCGCUAAACGUGGAAUACUAGGAAAAGUCAUGGGCUCCUUAGAUGUUACGGCCGAUCUGGUUCAUUCCGGCCUAGGGCCCAAGGCCCUGGAUUUGGAAUCUAAGUAUAAAAUAGGGAAGAAGUAUAAGGCACGAAUAAUAUGCAACUUCCCAGCUGCCAAAGAUCCCAAAUUAGGCGUCUCGUUGUUAGACCACGUGGUAUCCUUGAAAUCCAAUACGACUUCUUCGGGUGAGCUACCAUUGAAAGCUCUCCCUAUAUCGACAACGGUAGAACAAUGCAAAGUCACCAAGGUCGACCCAGAAGUCGGUCUGUUUGUCGAUGUGGGUAUCGAAGGGACGCCUGGGUUUGUACACAUAUCCAGGGUCAAGGAUGGCAAGAUCGACAUGCUGUCCGAAUCCUCUGGUCCUUAUAAAACGGGCUCCGUACACCGUGGCCGAGUAGUGGGCUAUAAUGCUAUUGAUGGCAUGUUCCAUGUAUCGUUCGAGAAAACUGUCCUCGAGCAGCCGUUCCUGCGCAUCGAAGAUAUACCCAUUGGGGAGGUCGUCAACGGGGAGAUUGAGAAGCUGAUGGUAAACCAAGAUGGUGUCAGUGGUCUGCUUGUUAAGCUUGCAGAGGGUAUCGUUGGCUUCGUCCCGGAAAUGCAUUUGGCAGAUAUUCGACUACAGCAUCCUGAGAAGAAAUUCCGAGAAGGACUCAAAGUUAAAGCUCGGGUACUUUCAGUCGAUCCAGUUAAGCGGCAGGUGAAGCUUACAUUGAAGAAAACGCUCGUGAACUCCGAAGCAGUCCCCCUAAAGUCGUUCGACGAAGUCACCGUGGGUAUGCAAGUUCCAGGUACUAUUGUCAAGGUGUUUGCCAACGGUGCGAUCGUACAAUUUUAUGGUACGCUCAAAGGGUUUUUGCCAGUUUCGGAAAUGAGCGAGGCGUAUAUUCAAGAUCCAAAAGAACAUUUCAGAGUCGGCCAGGUCGUCAGUGUCCAUGUUUUAAGUUUUGAUGUCGAGGCACGAAAACUCUUUGUUUCCUGCAAAGACCCUUCGGCCUUCGGCCUCGAUAAGCAAAAUGCUCUCAAGAAACUUCAGCUCGGAGAUGUCGUCUCUGCUAAAGUCGUGCAAAAAACUGAAGACGAUGUAUUUGUUGAAUUAACGGACAGCUCUCUUAAGGCCAUGUUAUCCGUAUGGCAUCUGGCUGACCGACCCAACAAAUGCCAAUCUGCCUCGAAGCAUAUUCGCGUUGGACAGACUCUUAACGAUCUUGUAGUACUAGAGAAAAAUGAAGGUCGCCGAUACAUAGCGUUGUCGAAGAAGCCUAGCUUCAUAAAGGCCAAAAAAGAUGGAAAGCUUCUCACGUCUUUGGAGGGAGCUAAAGUUGGUGACCUUCGGCAAGGUUUCGUGAGAAAUAUUACUCCCACAGCAGCUUUCGUCCAAUUUUGUGGCCAACUCACUGCCUUGCUACCUAAGUCAAAAUUACCCUUGGAAGAUCAACAGAAAGCAGACUUUGGGCUAGAAAGAUACCAGCCAAUACUUGUCAAGCUUGAUUCCAUCGAUAAAGAUCGUGGCAGGAUCGUUGCUGCAUCUCCCCUACUUGAGGACGACAAGAAAUCAAAGAGCGAAACUUCCGCUGCAUCGAUCAGAAUCGAAAACCCAGUAGACGAGACUAUUUCUUCGACGGAUGACAUUUUCGUUGGCAAGAUUGUCAAGGCCAAAAUCACAUCGGUCAAGAAUACACAGCUCAAUGUCAAACUCUCCGACAAUAUACAAGGCCGCGUAGAUGUGUCUCAAGUAUUUGAUUCUUGGGAUAAGAUUUCCAAACCGAAGUCUCCAUUAAGUACAUUCCGAACGAAUAGCAUAAUUACAGUUCGAGUUUUGGGUGUUCACGAUGCGAGAAACCACCGCUUCUUACCGAUAUCGCACCGAUCAACUCAUUCGGUCCUUGAGCUGUCCGCAAAACCGAGUGACCUAAAGAAAGAGGGCUCACAGGUUUUAUCGUACGACAAAUUAGAACCCGGUUCUACCCAUGUGGGCUUCGUCAAUAACGUUGACAACAAUUCCCUUUGGGUAACCCUUUCACCCAAUGUACGAGGCAGGAUCAACACUCUGGAAAUAUCAGAUGAUGUUUCCCAACUCGAGAAUCUAGCUUCAAGCUUCCCAAUCGGGUCCGCACUAAAAGUCCGUGUUCUCUCGGUUAAUGCAUCCGAAGGCCGUCUCGAUCUUUCAGCGCGCUCCACGGGCUCUUCGACGAAUCUCACUUGGGAGACGGUUAAACAAAACAUGGUUCUUCCCGGUAGAAUCACAAAGAUUAACGAACGGCAGAUUAUGGUGCAACUUAGCGAGGUCGUCUCUGGUCCCGUGCAUUUAAUAGAUGUUGGCGAUGACUAUAGCGAAGCCAACACGCUUUCUCACAGCAAGAAUGAUAUCACCAGAGUUUCGGUCGUCGAGGUCGACAAGAGUAAUAAGAAAAUUAGGCUCUCUACUCGUCCUUCAAGAGUGCUGAACUCUUCUCUGCCUGUGAAGGACCGCGAAAUCACCAAGGUAUCUCAGGUCAACGUCGGCGAUAUUCUUAGAGGAUUUGUGAAGAAUGUAUCCGACAAAGGCUUAUUCGUGAGUCUCGGCGGAAAUGUGACAGCAAUGGUCAGGAUAUCAGACCUUUCCGACAGAUACCUCAAGGAAUGGAAGGACGAAUAUCAAAUCGACCAACUUGUCAAAGGCCGAAUAAUCUCUGUAGACUCUGACACGGGUCAUGUGCAGAUGAGUCUCAAGGCUUCGGUGGUUGACAAGGAUUUUAUCCCGCCCAUCAAUUAUUCGGACCUACGUGAAGGCCAAAUCGUAACCGGUAAAGUAAGGAAGGUAGAAGAAUUUGGUGCGUUCAUCGUUAUCGAAGGCUCUGCGAAUGUCAGUGGUUUAUGUCACCGCAGCGAGAUGGCUGAAAAGUCUGUCCAAGAUGCGCGAAAGCUCUUCGCUGAGGGUGAUGUGGUUAAGGCGAUCAUCUUAAAGCUCGAUAAGCAGAAGAAGCGAAUCAGCUUUGGCUUAAAGCCGUCCUACUUUGAGGGCGUGGAUGAUAUGGACGUCGACGACAGUGACGAGGAUGACGACGCCGGUGCUGCAUUAUUGAGGGAUUCUGACGAGGAAGACGACGAUGACGAGGAAGACGAUGAGAUGGAAGAUGCUGGCACCUCUGUAGUCAUAAGAGGAACCGAUAAUGAUUCAGAAGAAGAUACCGAUGAUGAGGAUACCCAGAUGACAGAUAAGGCGGCCGACGAUAUUGCUCCUCUCGAUGCUGGCGGCUUCGACUGGUCUGCCAAUGCGCUCGACGAGAUUCCUGAUGCGGAUGACGAUGCAGAUGAAGACGCGAGCGCAGCACAAAAAAAGAAGAAACGAAGAAAGCCCCAAAUUGAAGUAGACAAGAGCGGUGAUCUAGAUGCGUUCGGUCCUAGGACGGCCGUCGACUAUGAGCGGCUUCUCAACCGCCAGCCCAAUUCAUCCGCACUAUGGAUUGAGUAUAUGGCUCACCAGAUGCAAGUCAGCGAGCUCGCAAAAGCCCGUGAGGUCGCCGAGCGUGCAAUUACGGCCAUCAGCAGCACCGAGGAGACAGAAAAGCUCAAUGCUUGGAUUGCCUAUCUCAAUCUCGAAGUCCGAUUUGGCAGCGAAGAUACCGUAGACGAAGUAUUUAAGCGUGCUUGCCAAGUCAACGAUCAGCAAGAGGUUUACCAACGCCUGGCCAGCAUUUAUAUCCAGGAAGAUAAGGCUGGGAAAGCGGACGAGCUUUUCCAAACUCUUGUCAAGAAGUUCGGCGCAGAAUCGCCAGAGGUCUGGUAUAAUUACGCACACUGGCUGCACGCCGUCCAGAACCAACCCGAGCGUGCGCGAGCGCUUCUACCUCGGGCCACGCAGGCGCUGCCGAAUCACGCGCGCUUCCCCCUGAUGACCAAGUUCGCGGCGCUCGAGUUCAACUCGCCUCAUCGGAACCCGGAGUUAGGGCGCACCAUGUUUGAAGGUCUACUAGCUACCUUCCCUAAGCGUUUCGACCUUUGGAAUCAGCUACUCGAUCAUGAGGAUGUGCCCGGUGCCGACAAGACCGCUAUCCGCGACAUUUUCGAGCGUGCUAUCCGUGUUAAGGGGCUGAAGGCUAGGGCGGCGAAGAAGUGGUUCAAGAGAUGGGCAGACUGGGAGGAGAAGAACGGCGAUGCGAAGAGCAGAGAGAGGGUUAGUGCUAAGGCCGCGGAAUGGGUAAGGGCCAGGGCCGAGGCCAAGGCGGCGAAGGAUGAGGAGGAGGAGGACGAUGAAUGA